Messenger RNA from Rhodofomes roseus, 645 nucleotides. RefSeq lists its product as uncharacterized. Lineage: Eukaryota; Fungi; Basidiomycota; Agaricomycetes; Polyporales; Fomitopsidaceae. The coding region runs from base 1 to 645 and encodes 214 amino acids. The transcript has a single exon. The record is from RefSeq and is a predicted model, not a curated record.
AUGCCCCCUACAAGGGACCCACAUACCUCUGUGCACCCAAGACAGGGUAGCAGAAGACGCCAGAAGACAACGGUCAAUCGCAACAAUCCACCUCCCCUAUUCACCAGAGUCAGCCGCCCUCCACCACCGCCAUCCCUCCCGAUCCUUCGCAUCCCCCUCGAUCCCGAGCUAGCAACUACGGUCGAGGUCAAUGCGACACCAGAGAGAAUAGGCACCCGUUUGACGUGGACGGUGGAAAGACGCCCUGAAAGACAGAUCGGGAGAGACGACCUCAUCAUCCUCACAGCCGGCCGGAUGCGCUCCGGCAUUGGUCGGGCUCUGGAAGUAACCGAGUUCCAGAGGCACUGGAUCACAUGGUCCGUCUCAGGCGGCCCCGGUCCGUGCUGCAUCACCAUCCCAACCUCGUGGUCGAGAUUCCAGGCCCGCGAGAGAAUUCUCCACUUCCAACUCUACCAAACUCUCCCACACACUCCUGAGCCACACCCACUCUUCCGCGACGACCAAACCCUAACUCAGGGCACCGAAUAUCCGUACGAAUUCGAACAAGACCCAGAUCCAACAACAGAACCCCCUGCUCCAAACUCGCCGAUUGCGAACCUCUACACGAACUCACAGUGGGCCGAGGAGCGCCGACUGCGCUUAUAA